This is a messenger RNA of Dromaius novaehollandiae (emu), 1473 nucleotides long. Its product is annotated as angiopoietin-related protein 7-like. Bases 1 to 1377 code for a protein of 458 amino acids. The record is from RefSeq and is a predicted model, not a curated record. Lineage: Eukaryota; Metazoa; Chordata; Aves; Casuariiformes; Dromaiidae. The transcript has 6 exons.
AUGCACGCCGGUUUUUCCAAGAGGCCGCCUUUGAUGAUGAGAUGCCCAGGGCCGUCCUGGGGGACCAUCUUCACCUGCCUCAUGGAUGUCUGUCCUCGCACCGGCUGUGCCCGGCUGGGGCUGGUACCCCUCUUCUUCGUAGCCGCCCUGAACCCCCUGGCCGCGGCAGAAAGCUACAGCUACGACGAGGGGCUCCAGGAGGGCACUGGCCUGAUCCAGUGCGGGGAGUACAGCAACCAGGUGCUGCCCGACGGCCGGUGUAAGAUCAUCGCGACGUUGCCGCAGCUGGACGAGCAGCGGUGCCCGGACAUGUUUCGCUGCACUGAUGAGGUCUCUUACUGGCUCCACGAGAAUGAGGAGCGCAAGCAGCAGAUCCUCGAGCUGCGGGAGCUGAUCUCGGAGCUGCAGGAGGAGCUGAGGAACCACCGCCACCGCAUCAAAGUCCUGGAGCUCCAGCACGAGGAGGCGGCGAGCCGCAACCGCAGCGUGGAGCAGCGCGUGCAGGACCUGGAGCAACGCUACAGCGAGGCCAGCACCUUGCAGCACAUCCAGGCCACGCUGCUUUACGACAUGCAGGCGCAGAUAAACAACAUCUCCGCGCUGACGGACUGGACUCGGCGCGUCCCUGGCUGCCUCGGCCCCGCCGAGAUGAGGCUGCAGGAGGAGAUGCACCAUCCAGAGGUAAAGCAUGCAAGGAACUGCCCCAUUGACUGUGCUUCGGUUUACUACAACGGGCUGCGGAGAUCAGGGAUCUACAGCAUCAUGCCCUCGGUUGGAGGGAUGCCUAUUGAAGUGCUGUGUGAAAUGGACACUGAAGGUGGGGGCUGGACAGUCAUCCAGAAGCGUCAGGACGGCUCGGUUGACUUCAACCGGACCUGGAACGAGUAUAAGGAGGGCUUUGGGGAUCUCAACGGCGAGUUCUGGCUGGGCAACGAGAACAUCCACAAGGUGACGAGCCAAGGGGACUACUCCCUGCGUAUCGACCUGGAGGACUGGAACAACAAGCACAAGCACGCCUUCUACCAGGUCUUCAGCAUUGAGGACGAGGCAAACUAUUACCGCCUGCACGUGGAUGGGUUCAGCGGGACGGUGGAGGAUUCCUUUGCCUGGUACCACGACAAGAGGAGCUUCAGCACGCCUGACUCGGGGAACAUCUGCGCUGAGAUUUCUCACGGAGGCUGGUGGUACCACCAGUGCUUUUUCUCCAACCUCAAUGGGGUGUACUACAAGGGCGGACGAUACUCCAUUAAAAACCGCAAGAUCCUGGGGCCGGACGGAGUUGUGUGGUACUCGUGGAAGGACACAGACUACUACUCCCUGAAGAAGGUCGUCAUGAUGAUUCGACCACGCACUUUUCGGCCCCACAUCUCCCCAUGAAGGAGCCUGGGGUGGUCUUCGUUUCUUCUAAUGGCAAACCCUGGAAACAGAGGGCUGGAAAUAGUUUGCUUUAAGCAGAAACUGAUGCUGGAGACC